CGACACACGCGGACGCCUCGGUCUCUCCACCCUCCUUCACUGUGCUACUUUUCGAUCAGAGACACUCCUGCGUCUCCUCCCCUUGCGUGAGUCCCUUCUUCCCUCUCCGCAGCCACCCGCUCACCCCUCAGGCGGACGGCGCUGCAGAGCGAGCAGUGCGCGUGCGCGCGCGCGCGCGCGCGAGCAGACGCGGGCACGCGGCCGUCGGGUCCCCGCGCUCCCUCCCCCUCCGCUCCUCUAUAACUUGGCUGGCGAGGAGGAGGCGCCCGCGGAGUCGGAGGGCGGGGAGCUCAGAGGAGGGAGCUCCAGAGUUGUAGAGACUAGUGACUGGGAGAAGUCGCAACCGGCUCCGGUCGGCUCCUUCCCGCUCCCUGUCUCCCUCUCACACACUACUCCGCCUCCCGCCCCAGCCCGCGCCCUCUUCUGCUUCUCGCCCGGGGGCGCCUGCCCGUCGCAGGCAGAGUCUCGGUGCGGCGGGGGCGCCCCGGGGGUGCCCUCGCCCUCCCGGUGAGGGCGGACGGGUGGCGGGCGGGAUGUGGCGCCUGGUGCCCCCGAAGCUGGGCCGCCUGUCCCGCUCGCUGAAGCUGGCGGCGCUGGGCAGCCUGUUGGUGCUGAUGGUGCUGCACUCGCCGUCGCUGCUGGCCUCCUGGCAGCGGAACGAGCUGGCCGACCGCCGCUUCCUGCAGCUCAAUAAGUGCCCGGCGUGCUUCGGCACGAGCUGGUGCCGCCGCUUCCUCAACGGGCAGGUGGUGUUCGAGGCGUGGGGUCGCCUGCGCCUGCUGGACUUCCUCAACGUGAAGAACGUCUACUUCGCGCAGUACGGCGAGCCCCGCGAGGGCGGCCGCCGCCGAGUGGUGCUCAAGCGCCUGGGCUCGCAGCGCGAGCUGGCGCAGCUCGACCAGAGCAUCUGCAAGCGGGCCACCGGCCGGCCCCGCUGCGACCUGCUCCAGGCCAUGCCCCGCACCGAGUUCGCGCGUCUCAACGGCGACGUGCGGCUGCUCACGCCCGAGGCGGUGGAGGGCUGGUCGGACCUGGUGCACUGCCCUUCGCAGCGCCUGCUCGACCGCCUGGUGCGCCGCUACGCCGAGACCAAGGACUCCGGCAGCUUCCUGCUCCGCAACCUCAAGGACUCGGAGCGCAUGCAGCUUCUGCUGACCCUGGCCUUCAACCCCGAGCCGCUGGUGCUACAGAGUUUUCCAUCUGAUGAAGGUUGGCCAUUUGCAAAAUAUCUUGGCGCUUGUGGAAGAAUGGUGGCUGUAAAUUAUGUUGGAGAAGAGCUGUGGAGUUACUUUAAUGCACCAUGGGAAAAGCGAGUUGACCUUGCUUGGCAAUUAAUGGAAAUAGCAGAACAGCUUACAAACAAUGACUUUGAAUUUGCACUCUACCUCCUGGAUGUCAGCUUUGACAAUUUCGCAGUUGGGCCUAGAGAUGGGAAGGUAAUCAUUGUGGAUGCUGAAAAUGUUUUGGUUGCUGACAAAAGGUUAAUUAGACAGAAUAAACCUGAAAAUUGGGAUGUAUGGUAUGAAAGCAAAUUUGAUGACUGUGAUAAAGAGGCUUGCUUGUCAUUUUCAAAAGAAAUUCUUUGUGCUCGUGCCACUGUGGACCACAAUUACUAUGCUGUUUGUCAGAACCUCUUAUCCAGGCAUGCCACCUGGCGUGGCACUUCUGGAGGACUCCUUCACGACCCACCAAGUGAAAUUGCCAAAGAUGGCCGACUAGAGGCCUUGCUGGAUGAGUGUGCCAACCCAAAGAAGCGCUAUGGCAGAUUCCAGGCUGCAAAGGAACUGCGUGAAUAUCUAGCACAAUUAAGUAACAACGUGAGGUAGUCUAUGAUGAACUUUUCUCUUCUCUAUUUAAGGUAGCACUGGCUAAAACUAUACCACCAAAAGCUAUCUGGAAAAAUGAAAUUUAGAAGCAUUACAUUAGGAGGAUGAUAAACUUGCACUGAUAGAUUAUAUGUUAAUAUCCAUCCAAUAUAAGUAAGAAGUUACUUCAAAAAUCACAGAAUGCUUCUACAAAUAAGUUUAUUCUGACACUUUGGAGACUUAAGCUGUCAUUGACUGCUUUGCACCCCUUGAAUGCGUGGGUGGAUUAAUUAAUAUUGUUAAGCUAUUGGAAAUGAAUCUGAUAGUUACAUCAGCUUGUGUAUCAAAGGGUACUUGGUACUUGACAUAGUUUGCAUUACUAUCAUGAUUUUGUGAAUCUCUUGCAUUUUAUUUUGAAUGACAAUUUAGAUUGGCCUGUUUUAUAGGCCACUUUUUUCUUCUGAUGUGUAGGGUUUUUCUCCCCCACUUGUUAUGUUUUCUGUUAAUUUUUACAUUCAGGUUAUUAUAGGUAUUUGCUUAAAUUUUGACUAGUUUUCAUUCAAUGCCAUGUGGUACACAUUUACUGUUUAGGGCAGUAUUCCCAAUUUAUUGUCAUUUUUUUCAGAAAGCUAAAUAGUUGAUUAUGUAAAUACUUUUCUCCCUACCUUCUGUGGUUUCACCAUUGCAUGAGCUCAUUUAAGGUUAUUUAACAGUUAUAUCCCCUUAUGCCAAUAAUAUAAGUGUAUACUAAACAGGAAGUUUGGCAUAUGUUGAAAGAAGUGAUAUCGUUUCUAAACGGUUUUAAGAAGACUGUAUUAGCAAUCUAAACCUUGAUCUUAAUUUUGGUUGAGAAAAAAUAUAUAGCUCAGUAUUUUUUAAAUGCUAACUAGUCCAAGGUAGUAAUGCAUAUGCCAAAGAAUGUUAAAUUUUAAAAUUGAUCACUGACCUUUUCUUAGGAUCCCACUUCUACUUCUUUAACUGUCAUUACUAAAUUCAGAUCUCCUUGGCUUUUUUUUUUUUU
Molecule: messenger RNA, 2826 nt
Organism: Condylura cristata (star-nosed mole)
Lineage: Eukaryota; Metazoa; Chordata; Mammalia; Eulipotyphla; Talpidae
Gene: DIPK2A
Product: chromosome unknown open reading frame, human C3orf58
Exons: 3
Coding region: 534-1826 (430 amino acids)
Biological process (GO): regulation of phosphatidylinositol 3-kinase/protein kinase B signal transduction; cardiac muscle cell proliferation
Cellular component (GO): COPI vesicle coat
Source: RefSeq, a predicted model, not a curated record